Messenger RNA from Ogataea angusta, 2187 nucleotides. RefSeq lists its product as uncharacterized. The transcript has a single exon. Lineage: Eukaryota; Fungi; Ascomycota; Pichiomycetes; Pichiales; Pichiaceae. The record is from RefSeq and is a predicted model, not a curated record. Bases 1 to 2187 code for a protein of 728 amino acids. Gene Ontology annotation, cellular component: mating projection tip.
AUGGACGCGUAUCUGAGAGCGGUCAACAACUCAAACUACCGGAGGCCUUUUCUCGAUUUUCGGGAGAGGCUGUCGCAGGUCUGGCUGAACAAGUACACAGUCGUGACGGUCCUGAUGCUCUUCAAGCUUCUGCUUUUCCGGAUCUCGCUCAGUGCGUCCCUCGAGCAGGCCAAAAAACAGACCUAUGGCGUGUGUUCCAAUGCUGAGACCUACGCCUCUUCGGUGACCAGCGUUCCUCAUUACAUCUCUAAAAGCGCAAACGUGAUGAUAGCCAAGGGGCUGAGCGAGGCCAACAAGGGCUUUAUGGAGGUCUUGGACAUGGUUUUGACCGGAUCAAAGGGGCUAAUCAUGUUUGCCAUUGAGAUGACCAUAGGAACUUAUGUUUGUGUACUCACAGCAACAGUGGAUGCCACUGCGGAGGUCGCUUUGAACGCUACCGAGAGCGUCAUUUCUCUGGCCAACGACACGAUCAAGUCGUUUGCCGAGGAGCUGCAAGACGGACUGGACGGCGUCUCAAAGGUUGUUAAUGCUUUAGUCAAGACCUACGAGGAGGUGAAAGAUAUAUUUGACGGGGACGACGACUCGGACGUGAGCAGCAGUAUGAAUAAGGUCAAUCUCACUAUUUCGUCGCUCAAAAAUUGGCAGAUCCCAGGCUCGAUCAACACCAAAUUGGAAAGUCUGUCCAAGAGCCUGCCAGAUUUUGACGACGUGAUGAAUUACACCGAAGGCCUUGUAAGUGAACCGUUUGACUAUAUGAAGGAAAAGGUUUCUUCGCGACUUGACCUCGAAUUCGACGCCGAAGAGCUGCUAGUUCCGGACAAAAAAACCAUGUCGUUUUGCGCCAGCUCCGGAAUAGACGAGUUUUACCAAGACCUGGCUGACCUGCUGCGGAGGGCAUCAAGCAUCAUGUUCAUUGUGCUCGUCCUCGCAGCUCUAGGAUUCAUUGCGUUUGAGAUAUAUAUGGAGAAAAGGCAGUGGGACCGCAUCCGGGACAUCGGGACCAACUUCCACCAAAUAGAAGCAACCACAGCAACCAAGCACAAACACGAGCUUGCAGCGGAGCUUGUCGACAUGUCACGCAAUCGAUACACUUUCCUAAUUGGGCAAAAACUGGGGAAGUUAUUUUUCGGGCCGAGUGUCACACGACUCAACACCGUGCGGUGGGUAGUGACCUACGUUUCCAGCGACCGCAUGUUGCCAGUAUUGCUGCUUGCGCUCGCUGGAAUUACGACUUUCAUACUACAGCUGAUUUUGCUCGGUCAGCUUGCGGGAAAAGAUACUACAGCUCUUGACUCAAGUUUCAAGUCUAUCGGGGCGCAGAUACGCUCCAACGUGAACGAAUCUCUUGUCGAGUGGGCAAAUGACACAAACCUCUACAUUUCCGAUCAGGAAUCUUCAAUAAAUGAUGACGUCCUGGGCUGGAUACACAACAGCACGGGCUCCCUCAACACGACUCUGGGAGACUUUGUUGACGAGAUGAACGACAAGAUUUCUGAUGUUUUUGGCAACACCCCUUUGUACCCAUAUGUGAGCGGCAUUGUUGGGUGCACCGUGACGCGAAAAAUCCAGAAAGUCGAGAAAGCGCUUUCUUGGGUCCACAACCACUCGCAGGUGUCGUUUCCGCGGAUCGACCCGGCGGACUUCGACUUGACCGAUUCCAAGGACUCAGGUUCUAUUGACCAGUAUCUGGAUGAUACCAAGUCGACGUUGGCAAAAACUAGAGAUAAGUUGGUGGAAAAGUACAAGUCCUCGCUGAGAAUCGAGCUGUACAUAUGUCUGGUGCUAUUGGGAAUAUGGCUCUUGUCCCUGGUGGCUGCUUUGUUCAUGGCCUGGCUACUGCCUCCUAAAAAAGACACAACAGAAAGCAUCAAUACAUUCGAAACCACGCAAACUUGGCAGAACACAACGCAAUCAGGAUCACUGCUCGCUGAGCCCGAGAAACUGAAAUUCAGAGACGUUGAUCCUGGCUCUCACGACUUUUUCGCAGGCCCUGGCAAUAUAAAUCAAACACUACAGCAGCUGCUGAAUCGACUGCGCUACAGCGGAAAACGAGAAUCGAUUACCAGUCUGGACUCGUUUGAGACUGUCGUCACGUUCCAGCCAGACCAUGGACCUCACCAUCUAGAAGACUCUUAUACUUCAUUUGCAGACCCAACCAUAGAAACUGCCCGGCGCUGGACUCCCUAA